CGAAAACCUCGAAAGUAUCUUAUCGAUAAGAUUUGCAUCGCGAUCGCUCUCCGAUACCGGAGCCUGGCAUUUAAGGCAUUAAGGUAUACAAUCAAAACACUCGUAGGAACUCAAAUCAAAGUGCAUUUAAUACGAAGUAGCCAUGCUCUGAUCUUGUGGACCUCAAACUCGAGACGCGUGUUUUCUUGGUAUGGAUCUCUAUUACGGAGAAUUAUGGAGUCGGUGAUCUUUUCCUCGAAGUUUUGGCCUGCGGCCUGCAAUUACUUCAUUACUUCAUAUCCCUCUUCGCGACGAGCCACUUCCCCAGGACGAUCUUCCCGAUCUAGUGAUCUUCAUUAUUACGGAGUACUUAGCCUGCGAGAGACCCCUCACAUGGUCCGGCAAGUUGGCUUCAGGAGGUGUCUCUCAACUGAUCGGCUUGCGAGUUCCAAGUCUCGAUUCGAUCUUUCGUGUCGCUGUUCCUAGUCGUGAGAAUCUGAGCGAAUAAACCAGCCAAUACCUCCGUGAACCGUCGUUCAUCCUCAUCGUCCCGGCUGUUGUGUAUUGAUACUGGAAAGUUCGCCUCUGUCAGCCAAUGCGAUCUUGUAUUUUGAGGCUGCGCCACUGUAUGAAGGUGAGCCAGAUGUCUCAAACUUUGCUUCGUUUGGGCGUAGGCUGGUGAGUGGACACCCUGCUCGCCACGCUUCGUGCGAAUCAUUGCUUCGGCAUGCUCUGUAGUGUGUCCCGCAACAUAUUUGCAGGGUCUCUUAACGCAACAACUGCGAGGCUAUCUUUCCUCUGCAGUAGAG
Amorphotheca resinae ATCC 22711 is the source of this 788-nucleotide messenger RNA. RefSeq lists its product as hypothetical. The record is from RefSeq and is a predicted model, not a curated record. Lineage: Eukaryota; Fungi; Ascomycota; Leotiomycetes; Helotiales; Amorphothecaceae. The annotation marks the transcript as partial. The transcript has a single exon.